AUGGCGGGCACGCCGCUCGCCGCGCGCGCGCGCGCGUCCGUCGCGAAGACGGGAAAACGCGCGUCUCGAGGGUCGCUCGUCAUCCGCGCGAGCGCGGAGACCGACGCCGCCGCCGCGCUCGUCGAGCGCGGGUACCCGUUCGUGAAGAUCGUCGGCCAGGACGAGCUCAAGCUCGCGCUCACGCUCAACGUCGUGGACUCCAAAAUCGGAGGCUGCCUCAUCAUGGGCGACCGCGGCACCGCCAAGUCCGUCGCCGUGCGCGCGCUAUCCGAUCUCCUCCCGGACAUCGACAUCGUCCCCGGGGAUCCGUUCAACUCGUCGCCGACGGAUCCCGAGCUGAUGGGCCCGGAAGUCUUAGAAAAGUUCAGGGCGAAGGAAGACAUCCCCACGGGAGCGAUGAAGAUCCCCAUGGUCGAGGUCCCGCUCGGGACGACGGAGGACCGCAUCUGCGGCACCAUCGACAUCGAAAAGGCGCUCGCGGAGGGCGUCAAGGCGUACGACCCCGGCCUCCUCGCGCGCGCGAACCGCGGGCUUCUGUACAUCGACGAGGUGAACCUUCUGGACGACUCGCUCGUGGACGUCGUCCUCGACUCCGCCGCGGGCGGGUGGAACACGGUCGAGCGCGAGGGGAUCUCGAUCACGCACCCGGCGAAGUUCAUCAUGAUCGGCUCGGGGAACCCCGAGGAGGGCGAGCUCCGGCCGCAGCUCCUCGAUCGGUUCGGGAUGGCGUGCAACGUGAGGACGAUCUUCGAUCGCGAGCUUCGCGUGCAGCUCGUGAAGAACCGCAUGGAGUUCGAGGAGGACCCGGAGGGGUUCGUGAAGUCGUGCGAGGAGGAGACGAACGAGCUCAAGACGAAGAUCGCGGCGGCGCAGAAGCUCUUGAAGGAGGUCAAGAUGGAGAGAGAUUUGGCCAUCAAAAUCUCCGGCGUGUGCGCGCUCGUGGACGUGGACGGUCUGCGAGGCGACAUCGUCGUCACGAGAGCCGCGAAGGCGCUCGUCGCGUACGAGAGGAGGACUGAGGUCACGGAGGACGACAUCAAGCGCGUGAUCGGGCCGUGCUUAUCGCACCGUUUGAGGAAGGACCCCAUGGACACGAUGGACGGGUCUUUCAAGGUCAUGCUCGGGUUUAACAAGAUCUUCAAGGGGAGCGCGAUGGCGGACUUCGCGGGCGCGAUGGCGGAGGGCAUCGAGGAUCCGGAGGCGAAGGCGAAGGAGGAGGAGAAGGCGAAGGCCGAUCCCGCGCCGAAGAAGGCGGGCGCGUGGGGUGGUCUCCCGGGCGGGAGGUGA
This is a messenger RNA of Micromonas pusilla CCMP1545, 1287 nucleotides long. It is a transcript of the gene CHLL2, whose product is annotated as magnesium-chelatase subunit chli-like protein chloroplast precursor. Lineage: Eukaryota; Viridiplantae; Chlorophyta; Mamiellophyceae; Mamiellales; Mamiellaceae. The transcript has a single exon. Gene Ontology annotation, molecular function: ATP binding; magnesium chelatase activity. Gene Ontology annotation, biological process: chlorophyll biosynthetic process. Bases 1 to 1287 code for a protein of 428 amino acids. Gene Ontology annotation, cellular component: chloroplast stroma. The record is from RefSeq and is a predicted model, not a curated record.